UCAGAGAAAUGUCUGCAUGUGUGGCACAACAGCGGCCCAAUCAAGGUUGUUUUAUAACACGUGCUGGUAUGUCCCCCAUGACUCCAAUUUGAUAAUCGUUGACUUCAAGUCUGAAAUAAAGUGAAGGCCCCAGCACAAAGGCACCAUUGACGACUCAGAAGCGCACUGUGGACCAAAUCUCAUUCGCUGUCACACUUCUGUCUGACCACCUCUGAGGUAUCAAAGGUGAAGCUCGCCAUGAAGCUGUUUUGGGCACUGACGGCAUUCAUUUUGCCUCUUGUCAGAGCUCAGGUGCCUCACUGGGGUCCGUGUCCAGAACCCGAUGUUCAACCCGCCUUCAACCUCAAACAGUUCAUGGGGAGGUGGUUUGAAAUCGCCAGGCUGCCGACGCAGUUCGAGAGGGGCCGCUGCAUCGAGACCAAUUUUACAUUCAGAGGAGACAAAUCCAUUCGCGUGGUCAGCUCGGAAAUACUGAAAGGAGAGGUGAGGAAAAUCGAAGGAACCGGCGUCAUUGAGGAUCUGAAGAACCCUGCCAAACUUGGAAUUAGCUACUCGUACGUGCUGCCGUUUUCCCCCUACUGGAUCCUGUCCACCGACUACGUGAACACGGCGCUGGUGUACUCCUGCACGGACAUCCUGCGUCUCUUCCACCUGGACUUUGCCUGGAUCUUGAGCCGCACGCGCAACCUGCCCCAGUCGACCAUUGACAGCGCCAAGGAGACCUUCGCCGACAACAGCAUCGACGUGAUUCGCAUGAUUGACACCAAGCAGCAGGGCUGCGACAAAGACGCGCCCUGGAGCGAUGACCGGCUCUUAUAAAAGAAAUGAAUGCAAUAUAGCCGCGUGGUUGCACUGAACCGCUGCUUCCGUUUCAACAGCAAAAGAAACACGAUAGCUUAAACCCCAAACUCAAGUAAGAGUUAUAUUGUUGCUUCUCUGCAAUCUACUGAACUCGUUCUUUUGUCAUCUGCCACAUGCUUAGAGCCUAAACCGGUGACACAAAGCUGCCAAUUACAACGAAUAAACCUUUGAAAUUCAAUUCA
Molecule: messenger RNA, 1043 nt
Organism: Hippocampus comes (tiger tail seahorse)
Lineage: Eukaryota; Metazoa; Chordata; Actinopteri; Syngnathiformes; Syngnathidae
Product: apolipoprotein D-like
Exons: 5
Coding region: 238-819 (193 amino acids)
Biological process (GO): tissue regeneration; response to reactive oxygen species; lipid metabolic process
Cellular component (GO): cytoplasm
Molecular function (GO): lipid binding
Source: RefSeq, a predicted model, not a curated record